Messenger RNA from Topomyia yanbarensis, 2196 nucleotides. RefSeq names its product synaptobrevin homolog YKT6-like. Gene Ontology annotation, cellular component: Golgi apparatus. Gene Ontology annotation, biological process: endoplasmic reticulum to Golgi vesicle-mediated transport. The record is from RefSeq and is a predicted model, not a curated record. Gene Ontology annotation, molecular function: SNAP receptor activity. The transcript is spliced from 3 exons. Lineage: Eukaryota; Metazoa; Arthropoda; Insecta; Diptera; Culicidae. Bases 226 to 825 code for a protein of 199 amino acids.
UCUUUUUUGUUAAUGUUGAAAGUGUUGUCAAAGGCAGAUCUGUUUGAAAGGAUUAAUAGCAGCCAUCAAACCAAAGAGAGAUAAGUUUUAAUUUUUUGUCUACUAUAGAAACAUAACGGAUUAUUUCCUCUGCUGAUAACGUAGUCAACUGAUUGCUCUCAACAGUUCCACGCACGGAUCUGUAUAUGAGGUACUUGCACGACGAUCGACCCGCAAUAUAUUAAAAUGGUCAAACUAUACGCGAUCAGUGUGUUCUAUAAAGCACCAAACGAUGCUCGAGUGCUAAAAUCGACUUACGACCUACAGAGUUUUUCCUUUUUUCAAAGAGGAUCAGUUCAGGAAUUUAUCAGUUUUGCCAGCAAAACACUCGUCGAGCGGACACAAGCAGCGGCACGCCAGUCGGUCAAGCAGGAUGUCUACAUGUGCCACGUCUACGUUCGAGCGGACAAUCUCGGUGCGGUGAUAAUCUCCGAUCACGAGUACCCCCACCGAGUAGCGCAUACACUGUUGACCAAGGUUUUAGACGAUUUCAGCGCCAAAGUUAGUUCAGAUCAGUGGCCUUCCGGUAAUGAGUCUUCGAUCGAUUUCAAAACUCUACCGGCUCUACUCAGUAAGUAUCAGGAUCCACGCGAAGCAGAUGCACUGACGAAAAUGCAAGAAGAUUUAGAUGAAACAAAAAUUAUCCUCCGUAACACAAUCGAAGCCGUGCUGGAACGGGGUGAAAAGUUGGACGAUCUGGUGUACAAAUCGGAAUCCCUUUCAAUGCAAAGCAAAGCGUUCUACAAAACGGCUAAGAAAACUAACUCCUGCUGUAACUUUGGCUAAAUCCUAAGAGUCGCGAAAGUCAACUUCCAUUCAACCCACCAAUUUCGCUGAUGACUAGACGAUUAACUUUUAAAACACGAUUUGGUCAGUGCAUUUUCCAUGUGCGGGUUCUCCGGAGAUUUGCCUAAAUGUAUUGCAAAUCGUUCCAUAUUUGCUGAAGCAGAAGCGAAUUCGUUUUGGGUAACAUCUGAGUAUUUCCGGUGUUAAAAUUCUUCGAUACAAUGUCCUCGAUGGUUAUAUAAUGAUCGAAAAUGCUGAGUGGCAAAUUAAUCAAUUACAUUAGCAACUGAUUGACAUUUUAAACGAAAAAAAUGAAACUAUUUUCAAAAAUAUAUAACGAAUGAUGGAAGUUUCACGGAGAAAUAAUUCUAAUUGUAAAUUGCAUUAUUUUUUAAGAGCAUCUAACCAGUGCUUUAUUUGAGUGAGUUUAAUCAGAGUAAAUUAUGAUAUAUGAGAUUCUCUGCAUAAGCACAGACUAAACACGACGACUGAUUAUUCCACUGAAAACACUCCAUAUGGCAUAAUAUUUAUUGCAAGACAGCGACAUUUGUGUUACGACGUAAUGAUUUUUCGAACAAAUAUGGUAUCAGUCAUUAUUGAGAAUGUAAAUCUCAUUCAUGAAAAGUGGUGAAAUAUCCAGAAAAGCAUUCAAAAGGAUUUUGAACCAUACAAAUAAAACGAAAUGUAGAAAAUCUAUCGGGUUUCUAGUUACAAAAUUCGUUAUACCAAACGUCCGUGUCAUUUCUUCAUAAUAACUAUUAUGCCAUAAGAGGCACACCCAGAAACAACAGUUGAUAAAACCAAGGAAAGCUUAAGCUGCGAGUAGGAAUUCCAUUAACCGAUUACUCUAGGGUAAUUUCGAAAGGAAUCGUGAUACAAAGAAGGUAGAUAUUUCAGUGAUAAGUAUUAUUGUUGAAAUGGAUUGAUCGAUGACUGAGUUCCGAGUUCGUAAAACCGUGAUACCUAUGGGAACUUACCAACAUUAUAUUCUUUAUUGAGUAAAUCCUGUCGUGGAAAGAUUUCUAUAUGUAGUCACCGUAAAUUACCAAUAUUGUUUCCAAUUGGCUAAAAUGAGCUCUAUGGACAUAUUAUAUACCCACUAUUAGACCCAAAAACAUUAUAUCUUACUUACUCAUUUCAAAUCUCGCGAUUUGUAUCUGGCCGCUUUCAAGCUACUAUAGAAAUGAAUUGAAUCAUCACCUGAAGCGAGCGAUUGGUAAUAACCCAACUGCAUACAAUUACGUUACGUCAUCACGUGUGCAAUGUUCAGAUGAAAAGGCAAACAAUAAUCGAAAUGCAACAAUAAAGCUAUUAGUUUAAAUGUGAAGCGUUAAUAUUGUAAGGAAAAUACAUCAACAUAGUUUAACCACA